AUGGGGGGAGCCGUUUGGAUUUUCGGAUACGGGUCUCUUGUGUGGAAAACGGAUUUUCCGUACGAAAAAAGGCUUGUUGGAUACGUUACCGGUUAUUUGAGACGAUUUUGGCAAGCCAGUGUUGAUCAUCGUGGAACGCACGAAAAGCCUGGAAGAGUCGUUACUCUUGUUCCCUCAGAAGAUAAAGACGCGAGAGUCUGGGGUGCGGCUUACCUGAUUGAAGAAGGUAAAGAAGAAGAAACUUGGGCAAAUCUCGGCAUUCGAGAAAUCACUUACGGCCCUGUGAAAUCAGCCACUUUCUAUCCAAAAGACGCAAAUAGUGACGCUCGAGGAAUAUUUGUCCACGUGUACAUCGCUCCUAGUGAAGGCCCGUUGUUCCUCGGCCCAACGUGUCCCAAAGUGGCUGCUCAGCAAAUUAUUUCUUCGUGUGGGCCCAGUGGCAAAAAUUUGGAAUACUUCCAACGAUUGAUUGCAUUUUUGCGGGAUGAAUGUCCCCCCGGGAGCUUAGAUCAACAUGUAAUAGAGAUUCAGCAUGUUAUCGAUGACAUUUUGCCCGGAAAUAAAUCCUCCUACUUUCAAGAAAAAGCCUAUAAAGAAUGGAAAGACGCGGCUGACUUGGCGUACAAAUCGGAACAAGAAAAGCAGAGGGAAAAGGCCAAGUUGGAUGCUCUUGCCAAGAAACAGGAAGAAGAGCGCAAAAAGAUAAAUUGCAAAAAAGCGUUUGAAGCUUGGAAGGCUGAAAAGGCAGUAAAGCAGAAGAAACCCGUGCCAAGCUCUGGGACAGAGAAUUUGAACAUUCCUGAAGACAAUGUCAUGGAUUCUGAAGAACUCGGACAGCUCAAACGCGUUGAUGCAAAUCCAGAAAAGGCCUUCACCGUGUGGUUGAGCAAGAAAAAUCGUCAAAGAGCCGAGCACAUAAAACGCACACGGAUCCGUCAAGCGAAACUAGAAAGGACUGCGAGAAAUCAAUACAACCUUGCCAAGGACGCCUAUCACGCUUGGAUCUUAUCCCUGGAUUUCCGCGAGGAAAUGGACCAAGAAGUUGAAGAGAAAAUGCAAGAAUUGGCGCUCGAAAGACCGCCUUGGGUACCAUGAAAACGGGCAUGGGCGAUUGAAUGAAGUUAGUCUAGUUUUUAUUGAGCGUUUGGUCAUGGAGGGAAGAAUCUUCGUGAGUUCACUGAAUCUUUUGUUUUGGCGCCAUCGGAAAAAUUUCACCCAUAAAAUUUAAUGUCAGCACUGAGAGAAAAAAACAUGGGAGAAUAUUUGGUAGAUACGUUUUUUUUGCUAAGGAGAAUCGAAAAUGAGGAUUUGGGAAACAAAACUCGGGAAAGCUAUUGCAAUAUGUAGUUACAGCACAGUAAACGCAUGUUCAAGCAGAACUAAUAAUGGGUUGAAAAAGUGAUUCAUCUUUCAGAGGUAUUGUUUUGCGCUUGAUUUUAGAUUAGAUGAUCCCUCUGGGGCGGGAAGAAAGCAUUAGUGAAAACAGAGAGUAGGGGAUCCUCUCACCCAUGUUUUCUAUUGAUUUCUUCGUUCACGUUGGUGCUUUUUGUGUGAUGAGCCUGCAUUGAAAGGAUCUCUUUCUGAUAUUGAUUCAGUCAUGCGUGUUUUCAUCAUCAGCGAAGUAAAAUUUGAUGUUUUUUUUUAUUGUUGAAGAAUUAGGGAGAGAUUCGUCCUAGAAUUCCCAUGAAAUCUCAGUUGCAUUAUUUUCAAAGUACUGUACAUCCAUAGAAAACUAACUCACAUGACCAGGAAAAAAUUUCUGUGCCGUACCAAAAAAAAUGUUGACGCAUCUGAUUUUGUGCAGCACAAAAUUGCUGAAUUUAUGAAACUCUAGUAAGAAUUUCAGUACAAUAUGUUGGAACAUUUCAGAAAUUCAAUGGCGGAAUGUGGGAGACGGCAGGGUUGUGUGUUCUGGAUGCCUUUUGUGGACCAGAACCCAGUUCUGUACAUUCCCCUCAAUUCCUGUGCAAUAUUUUUUAUUUAUUUAAAACUUUGACGAAAUUCAACCCGAAUAGUCCACGCACGUUUCACUGGUGUUUAGUGACGCGUUGUUUGUUGCAAAUUGCUGUGAUAUCUUGUUUGAAUCUCACUGAAUUGCUGUGCACAAAAAAAAACCAUGCGUUGUUAAGUAAAGGAGGAAUGGAUCAA
This is a messenger RNA of Notodromas monacha, 2148 nucleotides long. NCBI's taxonomy places the organism in Eukaryota, Metazoa, Arthropoda, Ostracoda, Podocopida, Cyprididae. The record is from the annotation of a GenBank genome assembly.